Ipomoea triloba (trilobed morning glory) is the source of this 1629-nucleotide messenger RNA. RefSeq lists its product as uncharacterized. Lineage: Eukaryota; Viridiplantae; Streptophyta; Magnoliopsida; Solanales; Convolvulaceae. The record is from RefSeq and is a predicted model, not a curated record. Bases 1 to 1629 code for a protein of 542 amino acids. The transcript has 2 exons.
AUGAAAAGGUCAAAGAAAGCUAAACCUCACGUUCCUCGGAGGGGAACUUCGCAACCCGAAGGCGUCGGCAGCUCCUCUGUUGCAGAGUACACCGGCGACCCAACCACCAUCAUCAUGAACCCAGUAUAUGUGUCACAGGUGCCGUUCCAAGAGAUUCAAGACAACAGAGCAUCACUCGCCUCAAAUCUUGCAUCUCCAGGUAAUCCGAUCUCACCCUCUGUCGAAAAUGAAGAAGUAGCUAACCCUAUGCCAAUGGCGGCUAAUCUGGGGGAGAAUGUGAUUGCAAAUCCGGAUGAUAAACUCUAUCAAUCCCCGUUGGCCCUCAAUCGGGCGUGUCAACUGUUAGAUGAAGAAUCGAAAGAAGAACGAGUGAAUAUCCAAAAGGGGAUUUUUACACCCAAACCUAGGGUUCCAAAUUCGUCCCCCUCGGACACUCUUGAGAAGGAUCUAUAUGUUUUUCUGGAAGAAGAAAGAGAAACAGAGCCUCAAAAUGAGGACACUGAGAUUAAUUUCCAUCCUAGUAUGUUAAAUACAGAACACCUCACAACUCAAAGUGUUGAAACCCCUGUCCCAACACGUACAAAACACCUCCCGACUCAAAAUGUUGAAACCCCUGUUCCAACACCAUCAACAGACAAAAUAGAGAGAAAAAGGAAGAGAGUAGAUCCAUUUGAAGGGGCAGAUCCGCGGGCUAAAAGACCUGAAGAUUUCCCAAUUUCAGCCAGACCCCCUAGAGGAAGACCUAACAUACCACCUCCAAGAAAACCAAAGACAAACAAGAAAAAGCAAAAGGAAACAGAAGAGGAGACCAGCUGGAACAGUGAGAAAGAAGCAAGUGAAACUGAAGAGAUAUCAGAAAAUGUGGGGACAAGAACACGUGCAAGAAAGUCACUAAGGAAACACACUGCCAAAGAAAAAAGAAAACAGUGGCUGAAGAGGAAAGUGAUCUCAGAAAUUCUCACUCACAGUCAAUUGCUUGGAACAGUAACAAACAUUGAACUAUAUGAAGAAAGUGUCAUUCAUGAAUUUUACAACAAUCUGGGAGCAGGAACAUCAACCCCAAGUGAUCCAAUGUACGGGAAGAUCUACCUAAGAGGUAAAUUCUAUGACUUUACACCCUCCUUGAUUAAUGACUACAUGGGCACCUCAACCAUAGAAAACUCUACAAGCAUCAAUAGUGAACAAGUUGCCCAAGAACUGACAGCUGGUAAUGUAAGCUUUGAGAAGAACAAAAUCAAAGCAGCCUCUCUAACAAGCAAGUAUGCCAUACUCCAAAAGAUUGCUCUGGUUAACUGGAUGCCCUCACUCCAUGAAAACACUGUUAAGUGGAGUCUAGCAGAACUACUAUACAAGAUUGGUAAAAGAAUCAAGAUCAACUUUGGAGAAAUUGUGCACAGCCAGAUCAUGAAUUUAGUAGGAAAUGGAACUCCCAAAGCUUCUCUAAUAUUUCCCAACCUGAUUUACACACUGCUGGUCCAACAAGCACUCAAGCAACAGAAACCCACAAUUCCAGUCAAAACACUCUCAAUAACCAUCAAACUAAGGAAGGGAACACACCAAAAUGACUUGACAACUACCACUCCAAAGGAAGAUCCAACAGAUAAAACCAUCCUCAUGAAAUACUUCUAG